UACUUCAUGAUUGGGUAUUAUGUGAAUCUACUGACAGCAAGCAAUAAUAUCGUACUGCAGUGGAAAAUACCCUUAAUGAGAAUCGAUUUAAAAACUUCAUUUUAAUCGAUAGGAGGCGGCUUUCCUUAACUAUUUUAACAAUAUAUAAAAGUUUGAAUAUUAUUAUGGACAUUGAAUUGCCGUAUGUAGUGGAAUAUGCCAAAAGUGGGAGAGCCUCUUGUAAAGGAUGCAAAUGUUCGAUUCCCAAAAAUAACCUUCGCAUCGCUGUUAUGGUUCAAUCAGCAUUUCAUGAUGCAAAAGUACCGAACUGGUUUCAUAAAAGCUGCUUUUUUAAAAACCAACGUCCCGCCUCUGUGGGAGACAUACAGAACUUUCAAAACCUUCGAUUUAUUGAUCAAAAAGAAUUGACUGAUCUUAUUGGAAAUAUUGGAGUUAUUCAUGCAAAAUCGGGAGCAAAGCGUUCCAAGGCUUGUAACUUAGCAUUAAAAGACUUUGGAAUCGAAUAUGCGAGAUCAAGUCGAUCAACAUGUCGUGGAUGUGAGCAAAAAAUAAACAAGAAUCAGGUUCGGAUACGUAAAACUGUUUUUGAUACUGAAGUUGGUAUGAAGUAUGGAGGUCAGCCUCUUUGGCAUCACUUAGAUUGCUUUGCCCAAUUGCGUUCUGAACUUGGCUGGUUUGAUUCAGGAGCAAAUUUGCUAGGUUAUAAGGGCUUAACAUGUGAUGAUCAAGCUGAAAUACAAAGCGUCCUUCCAGCUAUAAAAUCUGAAGAAUUACCUGAAGCAAAAAAAACUAAAACGGAGUUAUUGGAUUCAUGUGAAGAAAAUGAAAAAAUAAAACAAUUAAAAACCCAAAACGACGUCAUUUUUAAGUAUCGGGAUGAACUUAAAAGUACAAUGAAGAAGAGUGACAUUGAAGUUCUUUUAAAAUCGAAUAAUCAACAGCCUCUAUCUGGUGACUCUGAAAGGUUAUUAGAUCAAGCCGCCGAUUUACUGACUUUUGGUGCUAUUGAAUCAUGCUCUGAAUGCGGCAGCUCUCAGUUUAUUUUUAAUCGGUCUGGUUAUAUAUGUAACGGAAAUCUCUCUGAGUGGACAAAAUGCACCAAGUUGUUUGCAGAACCGACUAGAUCACCAUGCAAUGUACCAAAAGAUCUUAAAGCAAAGUAUACUUUUUUGAAUGAAGUAAAAAAAAUGCCAUCAGCACGAGUUAUUCAAUAUCUUCCUCCAAGUAAAAACACCUUAUCUAAGAAUCUAAAGUUGAAGAGUAAAAGCGACGAAUUGGAUGGGCCGAAAAUUACUCGUAAAAAGCCACCUUUAUAUAACCUAAAAUUUUCAAUAAUAGGUUUAAAAGAUCAAGAGGAGGAGUUAAAAAAGCGAAUAGAAAAAUUGGGUGGCAAAUGUGAAAACAAAAUAACGGAAACCACAAUAGCAGUAAUUUCAACAGAAGCAGAAGUAAAAAAAAAAUCUAAACGGAUGGAGUCUGCACAGUUGCUUGGCAUACAUAUUGUGCCAAUUGAAUAUUUAAAUUUUGUGGAGUCUGACGCAGAGGGAGCUUUCAUUUAUAUAAAUAGUAUGAGUAUCUGCAAUUGGGGAAUAGAUCCAAGAUCAAGAGCUUUACCAGAUACAAUAAAGAGCUCAAAGUUAAAAAGUAUAUAUACCAAAUCCGUGCCAAUAUCAAGGACGUUCAAAGUAAAAGACGGUCUGGCUGUUGACCCUGACAGUGGGCUCGAGGACAUCGCCCAUGUAUACGUGGAAAAUAAAAAUAAAUACAAUAUUGUGCUUGGCUUGACUGAUAUUCAGAGAAAUAAAAAUUCCUUUUACAAGUUGCAGCUUUUGGAAGCGGAUAAAAUGGCAAAAUACUGGAUUUUUCGUUCAUGGGGUCGAAUCGGAACAAGUAUUGGAAGCUCUAAGGUUGAGGAGUAUGACACAAGUUACUCCGCCAAAAAAAAAUUCAAUGAAAUAUAUGCUGACAAAACUGGAAAUGAAUUCGAACAACGAGGCAACUUUGUUAAAAUUACCGGUCGUAUGUACCCAAUAGAAAUUCAGUAUGAUGUUGACUCAAAGUUGUUUACCCACAGCUGUCAUUCAGUUGAGUCGAAGUUAGAUACUUCCUUGCAAAAUUUAAUCAGGCUCAUGUUUGAUGUUGAUUCUAUGAAUAGAACAUUAAUGGAGUUUCAAAUUGAUACGAAUAAAAUGCCGUUGGGGAAGCUAAGUGUAAAUCAGAUUCAAUCUGCUUAUGGUGUAAUAACAGAAAUUUUUAAAUUAAUAGAAUCCGGAACCACUAAUACAAAACUGAUUGAUGCUACGAAUAGGUUUUAUACAUUGAUUCCUCAUAACUUUGGAAUUGAAUCCCCAACAAUAAUUGAAACACACAAACAAAUCGAAGAUCUUCGACAAAUGCUUGAUUCAUUAGCUGAGAUUGAAAUAGCCUACAACUUAAUUAAAAGAGAGGACUCAACUGAUAAUAUUCAUCCUUUAGAUAAACAUUACGGGCAAUUAAAAACUGAAUUAGUUGCACUAGAUAAAAGUAGUGAAGAAUUUUCAAUUCUAAGACAAUAUGUAAAGAAUACUCAUGCUUCUACCCAUAGCUCCUAUGAUCUUCACGUUGUAGAUGUGUUCAAAGUUGCUCGCCAAGGGGAAGCAAGGCGUUAUAAACCAUUUAAGAAGCUACAUAAUAGAAAAUUGUUAUGGCACGGAUCUCGAUUAACCAAUUUCAUUGGUAUAUUAUCACAUGGUUUGAAAAUUGCUCCCCCAGAAGCACCUCCAACAGGCUAUAUGUUUGGCAAAGGCAUUUAUUUUGCUGAUAUGGUAUCAAAAUCAGCUAAUUAUUGUUGCACAAGUCAACAAAAUUCAACUGGAUUAAUGCUUCUUUCAGAAGUUGCAUUAGGGGAUAUGAUGGAAUGCACUGCAGCAAAAUAUGUUACAAAACUACCAAAGGAUAAACAUAGUUGUUUUGGUCAUGGUCGCACAAUGCCAGAUCCAAAAAUGAGCUAUAUCAGAAAUGAUGGAGUCGAAAUACCAUAUGGAAAAACAGUCACCAAUGAAAAUUUAAAAUCAACGUUAUUGUACAAUGAGUACAUAGUAUAUGAUAUGGCGCAAGUUAACUUGCAGUAUUUGUUUAGAAUGGAAUUUAAGUAUAGGUACUAAGUAAGUUUAAUAGAUAGUUCAUAUAGAUGAAAAAGUGUAUCAAUGUUGUUCACUUUUUCUAACGAACAAUUAUAUUUUCUUGUCUUGCCACUAAAGAGUUGGUAUGGUUACAUUUAAAAAACCUUUGUUUGUGCUUUCAAUAGAUUUAAGUACUUUAAAAAAAAUAAAAAUUAUUGAACUAUCAAA
Molecule: messenger RNA, 3329 nt
Organism: Drosophila rhopaloa
Lineage: Eukaryota; Metazoa; Arthropoda; Insecta; Diptera; Drosophilidae
Gene: Parp1
Product: poly [ADP-ribose] polymerase
Exons: 6
Coding region: 165-3143 (992 amino acids)
Cellular component (GO): nucleus
Molecular function (GO): zinc ion binding; NAD binding; DNA binding
Source: RefSeq, a predicted model, not a curated record